Molecule: messenger RNA, 512 nt
Organism: Kickxella alabastrina
Lineage: Eukaryota; Fungi; Kickxellomycota; Kickxellomycetes; Kickxellales; Kickxellaceae
Exons: 2
Coding region: 45-488 (147 amino acids)
Biological process (GO): N-terminal peptidyl-methionine acetylation
Cellular component (GO): NatB complex
Molecular function (GO): protein-N-terminal amino-acid acetyltransferase activity
Source: RefSeq, a predicted model, not a curated record
UCUCAUUUUCAAUUACAAUUAUUACAAAAAAAAUUAUCUUUAUAAUGUCCACAAUCAGACGGUUCCGCGCCAUGGACAUGUUCAACUUUGGCAGCGUCAAUUUGGACCGCUACACAGAAACCUACGACCUCUCCUUCUACCUCUCGUACCUUUCAAGCUGGCCAGACCUCUUCAACAUAGCUUGCCGACGCCUGGGGCUAGGCCGCGGCCUCAUGCAGGUGCUGGAAGAUGCAUCGGAGAAGAUCCACAAUUGUUACUUCGUCGACCUAUUCGUGAGGCCGUCUAAUAAAGUCGCAAUUGCUAUGUACGAGGGAAUGGGGUAUAUUGUGUAUAGGGAAGUCAUUGAUUAUUAUAUGACUGACGGUAUUAUGCCGACGGAGAGUGCCUUUGAUAUGAGAAAGGCGCUGGCGAGGGAUGUGCACAAAAAAUCGGUUGUCCCGUUGAAGCGCCCGAUCACAGUCGAUGAGCUGUUCAACCCAAGGCGAUAAGAAGAUUCACACAACUGUCUCCCC